Messenger RNA from Colletotrichum godetiae, 357 nucleotides. Its product is annotated as CHCH domain-containing protein. The transcript has 4 exons. The coding region runs from base 1 to 357 and encodes 118 amino acids. NCBI's taxonomy places the organism in Eukaryota, Fungi, Ascomycota, Sordariomycetes, Glomerellales, Glomerellaceae. The record is from RefSeq and is a predicted model, not a curated record. Gene Ontology annotation, biological process: mitochondrial respiratory chain complex IV assembly. Gene Ontology annotation, cellular component: mitochondrial intermembrane space.
AUGAGUCAACUUGGUGGUCCUGGUUCUCGUCAGGCCAAUGCCAAGCCCAUACCGCCUCAACGUGGCAGUUUUCCACUUGACCAUGACGGCGAAUGCAAGCAUGUCAUAGCUACCUAUCUUGAGUGCAUCAAGAAAGUACGAGGAGUAAACGACUCUGAAUGUCGUGACCUUGCUAAAUCCUACCUCGCAUGUCGAAUGGAUCGAAAUCUCAUGGCCAAGGAUGAGUUUAAAAACCUAGGCUUUGACAAUGGACCAAAACCCGCAAACGACCCAAACGGUCUGGCUUUAGGCCAAGGUCAAGCCCAGGGAAGUGGUAACAAGGACAAGGACGCAAAGCCCGGCGAAUUGCGAUGGUAA